CGAACAUCAGACGAUGGACCAGGCUGUGUUCCUAACCGUGGUAGACACUCUGUCUGCUAACUUCAGUACGCGAGCAGAAGCUAAAUUGCGGCUUAAGGAAUUGGAGCUAAAACCAGAUUAUCCGUUGAGUCUGGUAAAGCUGGUAUUGACGCGGGAUUGUGACAUAUCCCUGCGUCAAUCUGCUGCAACACUACUGGAAGCUAUCGUCGAUUCACAAUGGUCGGUCAAGGACGCUGCAUCCCAUAGUUCUGAGCCGCCUGCAGAAAUAAAGACUGUUUUUCAUGAUUUAGUGCUUACUGGGCUUUCAGACCCCAUAGCUGUUAUCCGCACAUCUUGCGCUAAUAUCAUAUGCAAGAUUGCCCAUUCUGAUUGGCCUGAUUGUUGGACAGAUCUACUGGAUAUCCUGGCCCAAAUUUUGAAAAGCGGGACAGCAGAAGGAGUCGAUGGAUCAAUGCAAGUCCUGACUGAGUUUUUCAGCAAGGAUGUCACGCAUGCACAGAUGCCAGCAAUCGCUUCUAUGUUAUUUCCUGAGCUCUUUAGAGUGUUAAUAUCCGAUCGGAUGUAUUCCUUCGUUAUCAGGUCACAAUGCGUUUUGUUUUUUCGAAAUGCCAUUGAAAUGCUUCACACUCUCAAAUCGGAAUAUCCAGAAGCUGUUACAACAUUUCUUACCCCUAUUUUUGGCCAGUGGAAUGAUGCUUUUCUUAAUAUUUUGAACAUACGCACAACAAAUAUUUCUGAAGUCGAAGAUGCAGAGUGGAGCCUAAAAACCGAAAUUCUCAAAUCUAUGAACAUUGCUAUUCAAGGGUUUCCGAAAUUGACAUUAUCAUACACUCUCCCAGUCCUUUCAGUGGUUUGGCAGGAUCUAGUUAUUCUACGUGCAGGAUACUUUCAGGAGCAUACAGCUAGCAGUAUUAAUCAGGACAGACAGCCAAUUGAGAACAUAAAUGAAAAGGCUACAGUCUUUACGAUUUAUCUGCGAGCACAACUUGACUUCCUGCAAAUGAUAUGCAGGAGGCGCAAACAGGCACUUGUUGGCCAGAAUAGGGUGCUGGAGAUCAUUCACAGGCUUGUACAGAGCAUCCUACCAUAUACUCAGAUGACAGAUAAGCAAAUUGAGGGCUGGCACGCAGAUCCCAACAAGUUCAUCUCAGAUGAGGACGAUGAUAGCUCCCUUAGCAGUAUUCGUUUUACUGCAAAAGAGACACUAUCAGCUAUAGUUGGAUGCCUUAAAGAUCAAGCAAUUCAGGCGUUAAGCAUGAGCAUUAAUGAGGGGAUUGAAAGGACUCUUCAGGAGCGGGCAGCGGGUGAUCCAAACUGGUGGAAAUUGCAGGAAGCAUGCCUUUUAGCCACAGGACUGAUAUCUGAGGAGCUAUGCAGUAAAGCAACAGCGGGCGAGUUUACUACUGUUGAUACUGGAAAGCUGUUCGAACAUAUUAUCAUGAGUAAUCUCUAUGCGCAUGAUUACCCUUUCCUGCAAGGACGAUCAUUUGUACUCGCCUCUCAGUUUUCCUCCAUUACACCGACUUCUUUGAUCCCACAAUGUGUAUCAGCUACCGUAGGAGCUAUUCUAAACACACCUUCUGCCAUUGUUAAAGUUUCUGCUCUUAAGACUCUCAACAACUUUUACAUUCAUUUGGAUAAAAACUACGUUCUACCGUACCAACGAUCUAUCAUUCAAGGAAUUACGCCUCUUAUUGAAAUAACAACUAAAGAUGUCCUCAGUUUAGUCAUCCGUACCUUAACCACGACCUGCAAGCUAGAAACUACAGUCACAGCUGAGUUUGAGACUCUUCUUGGACCACUUGCUCUUGAAGUGUGGUCUAAGUACUCAGUGGACAAUAUAUCGACAGGCACUAUGUUAUCUUCAGAUGUGAAAGACUUACUCGAUGUACUUGCCGCUAACCCAUAUAUUAAUUCUGCUCUCAUCGCAAGAGCACUGCCAGUGCUUACAGAGAUAGUCUCUGUUCACAACCCUGAAAAAGAUUUGAUCAAGUCAGCCAUUGAUCUCUUGAGUCGGUUUGUUCAAGGGAGCCCAUCACCUCUGAUGCCAGGUUUUGUUGCCCAAUUCUUCGGAAAUUUAAUGUCUGUACUAUUAAUCAGCGAUGACAGUCGCAUCCUCCAGAGCGGGCAGGAAUGUUUAAUACAAAUCAUACAAAAGGAUGUCCAUCAGAUAGCCAAUUGGUGUGACUCGGACAGUGAAUCAACUGGUCUCAACCUUUUGAUGAAAUUCAUUGCAAGGCUCCUGAACCCAUCCCAAGACGAGCCAGGGGCUAUACUUGUAGGCGAAUUGAUUUCUAAACUGAUCAAGAAUGGUGGUAAUAUGAUAUCCCCCAUCCUGCCCGAAAUGUUGAAUGCUGUGGCAUUUCGACUGGCUAGUGCCAGGGUACCCUUAUUCAUUCAGUCCUUGGUGAUGGUAUUUGCCUAUCUAUUCUUGGACCAACAGGGAGCACAGAUUGAUUUUCUGAGCGCAAUGACCAUCGAUGGACGUACUGGCUUAGAUGUCGUCUUGACUAGUUGGCUCUUAAAUCAUGUCGACUUCCAAGGCGUCUACUAUCAAAAGCUUAGCACCGUUGCCUUGACGAAAGCUUUCAUCGCGGCUGAUCCUCGCAUGUUGGCUAUUCAUGUCAAGGGUGAUAUGAUCGUUACGAAUUCGUCUCGCCGAAUGACGCGGUCGAAAGCAAAGACUGCUCCUACACAAUAUGCCAUGAUCACUGCCCCUGUUAAAAUUGUUAAGUUGCUCAUAGCGGACUUGACAAUCAAGAUUGAAGACGAGACACUAGAUGAUAUUGUGGACGACAAGAACGGUUAUGCCGAGCAUGAUGAAGAUGAUGGUGAAGAAGAUGAUGAUGAUGAAGGCAAUAUUGAGAGAGAGAGAAAAGAUGAACUCGGAAUUGAAAACAGUUUAAUCAAACAGCGCGUCAAAGGGGAUGGUGUAGUAUUUCUUUCAGAUCAGCUGCCUCGAAGAUUCUUCGACACUGAUAAAGAUGAUGGAUAUAGUGAGGAGCCCGACUUGAAGGCAGACCUGAUAUUCCAAUUGAACUUGAAAGAGUUCCUCAUUGAGUUCUUCCGGCAACAGGCAAACUCUCCUUUGCUCAAGCAAUGUGUUCAAGAUCUAAACGAUAAUGAGAGGCAGACACUCUUCAACCUUUUGAAUUAGUGGAAAAAAGCUACAGGAGCGUCGACAACCUUUCUAUUGAUGGAAGUCCCCGAAAAGAUGGCUGCUAU
Molecule: messenger RNA, 3225 nt
Organism: Lobosporangium transversale
Lineage: Eukaryota; Fungi; Mortierellomycota; Mortierellomycetes; Mortierellales; Mortierellaceae
Product: armadillo-type protein
Exons: 11
Coding region: 14-3157 (1047 amino acids)
Biological process (GO): protein import into nucleus
Cellular component (GO): cytosol; nuclear envelope
Molecular function (GO): small GTPase binding
Source: RefSeq, a predicted model, not a curated record